AUGGCUGAAAUUAAAGAAGCGAUCCUGCGGAUAACGGAGUUACUUCAAAAAUUGGCGGAACCAGCUCCAGCACGAAUCAAUACCGAACAAGUUCUCGAAAAUCUUGCAAGCAAUAUUACCGAAUUUUCGUUCGAUCCCGAAAACGGAAUCACUUUUGACCGGUGGUACAAUCGUUACAAGGACCUUUUCGAACAUGAUGCUGCGAAAUUGGACGAGCCAGCAAAGGUACGACUCCUGUUACGAAAAUUGGACACGCCUUCGCACACCCGGUACAUCAAUUUCAUCCUUCCGGAAGAGCCAGGCAUGAAAAGUUUUGACGUUACCAUAGCAACGUUGAAGAAAAUUUUCGGCACACAGACAACCGUGUUCAACAAACGUUACCAGUGUUUACAACUAUUGAAGUCCGAAGCAGACGACAUCAUCAGCUACGGAGGGAGGGUGAAUUGCGCCUGUGAAGCUUUCGAAUUUGAAAAACUUACGAUAGACCAAUUCAAAUGUCUGAUUUUCGUUUGUGGUCUCAAAGCGCCACGCUAUGCAGACAUACCCGUUAGACUACUUUCCCGCAUUGAAACCGAGACAGCUGAAGUACCAGUAAAACUUGAAAAUCUUAUCGAGGAGUAUCAACGACUGGUCAAUCUCAAAGCGGACACCACAUUAAUCGAGCAACCAUCAAGCUCGAAGCAAACGGUGUACACAGUUCGUGAUAAAGAUGCUUCGAAGAAUCACUCAACGGCUGGUAAAUCUCCACGCACACCUUGUUGGCAAUGCGGUCAAAUGCAUUUCGUUCGCGAUUGUCCGUUUUCGAGUCAUCAGUGUAAGACAUGCAACCGUGUUGGCCAUAAGGAAGGCUACUGUAGUUGCAUUUCCAAGUCAGCUAGCAACUCUAAGUCAGAACAAGAGGGAAAAAAGCAAUACAGGAAAAAGGGAAAGAAAGCCAAAUCAAGAGGAAUUUUCGUUGUGAAUCAAGUCGCUCACCAAUCCAGCAAGCGGAAGUUUAUACCGAUCAGCAUCAACGGUGUGAAAACCAAACUUCAGCUCGAUACAGCAAGCGAUAUCACGGUAAUUUCGAAGCAGACCUGGAACAAUUUGGGUAAACCUGCAAUCAAUAAUCCGACGAUUGAAGCAGUCAACGCAUCAGGUCAGCCACUUAAACUAAUCGGCGAGUUUCAGUGCGAAAUCCAGAUCAACGGUAAAACCUAUCAAGGAAGAUGUUUCGUCACAACGACUCCAAACCUCAACCUUCUGGGCAUUGAUUGGAUAGAAAUGUUUGGACUAUGGUCAGUUCCCAUCGACUCAAUCUGCAAUCAAGUACAAGUGAAAAGCGAUCAACAAAUUCUUGAAUUCCGAGCGAAGCAUGCAGACGUUUUCAAAGACUCACUUGGACACUGCAAGAAAAUGACGGUAAGGCUUUUUCUAAAAUCAAAUGCCAAACCGAUUUUCUGUCCAAAACGACCUGUUCCUUUCAAUACGAUAUCAUUGGUUGAUGCCGAGCUUACGCGACUGCAAUCGCUGGGCAUCAUUGAACCAGUCGACUUCUCCGAAUGGGCCGCUCCUAUCGUGGCAGUGCGCAAAUCUAAUGGAAAAGUUCGCAUCUGCGCGGACUAUUCAACUGGGCUCAACGAAGCACUGGAAGCUAAUCAUUAUCCGCUUCCUACUCCAGAGGAAAUUUUCGCCCAACUUAAUGGCAGCACCGUUUUCAGUAUCAUCGAUCUCUCAGACGCAUAUCUACAACUUGAAGUUGAUGAAGAAUCAAAAAAGCUUCUCACCAUCAAUACGCAUCGUGGUUUGUUCCAAUUUAAUCGCCUUGCUCCAGGAGUGAAGUCAGCUCCGGGAGCAUUUCAACGCUUGGUCGACGGAAUGAUCGCGGACAUACCAGGAGUUCGCUCUUUCAUCGACGACGUCAUCGUGUUUGGGAAGGAUAUGAAGUCGCAUGCAGCAUCACUCAAUCAGCUUUUUCAACGACUCAAGGAGUAUGGGUUUCAUGUUAAAGCUGAAAAGUGUAGGUUUUUCCAACCACAACUUCGUUAUUUAGGACACAUUGUGAAUAAUCAAGGCAUCCAUCCAGAUCCUGAGAAAGUGAAGAGUAUUGCUGCAAUUCCACCUCCAACCAACAUCACCGAACUGCGUUCGUAUUUAGGCGCCAUCAACUUUUACGGAAGAUUCGUGCGUAACUUACACGAACUGCGUCAACCGAUGGACCAAUUACUGAAGAAAGAAACAAAGUGGCGGUGGACUCCUGAGUGCCAGAAAGCUUUUGAUAAAUUCAAGGAAACGCUUCAAUCAAAGUUACUACUAACGCACUACGACCCGAAGUUACCCAUUGUUGUGGCUGCAGAUGCAUCAAACACCGGAAUUGGGGCAGUCAUCUUUCACCAGUUUCCAGAUGGCAAAAUGAAAGCUGUGCAACAUGCUUCAAGAACGCUUACACCGGCAGAACGUAACUAUGGACAACCUGAAAAGGAGGCACUUGCGUUGGUUUAUGCAGUAACAAAGUUCCAUAAAUAUUUGCUUGGACGUCACUUCACAUUGCUGACUGAUCACAAGCCGUUACUGUCCAUUUUUGGUUCCAAGAAGGGCAUUCCACUACACACUGCAAACAGGUUGCAACGCUGGGCACUCACAAUGCUGAACUACGACUUUGAAAUCCACCAUGUUUCAACGAACGAGUUCGGAUGUGCAGACCUGUUAUCCAGAUUGAUUGAUCGAACUAAACAACCAGAGGAAGAAUAUGUGAUUGCGGCACUCACCCUAGAGGAGGAUCUCUCAAGCAUUCUAGCUGAUGCAGCAGAAAAAGUUCCUGUCUCUUUUGCAGCACUCCGGAAGGCUACAUCAACAAAUGCUGUACUACAAACCGUUGCUAAACACAUCCGCGACGGUUGGCCUACAUGCUCCAAAAGUCUUUCAGCUGAAGUUCAACCUUACUACAACAGACGUGAAGCAUUUAGUUUGAUCGACGGUUGUGUAAUGUUCCAUGACAGAGUGGUAGUUCCAGACAAGUUUCGACGGCAAAUUCUACGACAAUUUCAUCGAGGUCAUCCCGGAAUGAUACGAAUGAAAGCAAUUGCACGCAGUUUUGUCUACUGGCCUGGAAUUGAUGGCGAUAUUGAGGAAUUCGUUAAACGCUGCACUCCUUGUUGCAUCGAAGGCAAAGCACCUACGAAAGCAACUCUAGAAUCAUGGCCUUCACCAUGUCAACCAUGGUCCAGAAUCCACAUCGAUUACGCUGGUCCUGUAGAUGGUAUUUAUUUUUUAAUUAUUGUCGACCCGUUCAGCAAAUGGCCCGAGGUAUACACAACGCGAUCGAUAACGGCAAAAACCACAAUCAAAUUCCUAAAUCAAGCUUUCGCUACAUUUGGAAUUCCUGAGGUGGUCGUUUCAGACAAUGGUACACAAUUUUCUGGGUACGAGUUUCAACAGUUUUGCAUACGCCUGGGUAUACAACACAUUCGCACUGCACCUUACCACCCACAAUCAAAUGGUUUGGCAGAACGAUUCGUGGACACCUUGAAACGCAGCCUUCGGAAAAUUCGUUCGGAGGAAAAAUCAGUGGAACUAGCAUUGCAAACCUUUCUACAAGUAUACCGCACAACACCUACCCAGGAUGAGAAAUCUCCGGCGGAAAUUAUGUUCGGCAGAAAAAUACGAACCAUUUCAUCGUUACUUCAGCCGAGUGAACAGCCAGUUUCGGCCUACAAUCCAAAGGCGGAAAAGCAAAAUGAAGCCUUCAACAGAAAGCACGGAGCAGUUCGACGCAGUUUCAAAGUUGGUGAAUUAGUGUUCGCGCAGGUUCAUCGAACUAAUUGCUGGCAGUGGGAAGCAGCUAAAGUAAUCGAAAGAAUUGGUAAGGUGAACUAUAACGUUCUUCUCGAAGAUUCUUGUCGAUUAAUUCGCUCACAUGCGAACCAAUUGAAGAUCCGGCUUCCAGUUAAAGCUAAUCAUCCUACGGACUCGACACCGCUAUCGAUAUUUUUGGAUAACUUCGGCCUAUCGGAUCGUUUAGUACCAAAUGCUACGUUGAACGCGAAUGUUCCAGAUCCAGUUCAAGUGGAGCCAGUUUUGGAAUCGGAACUAGAUGAAACGGAAAACCCUUUCGAUGCUGAGCUCGACGAGUUAUUAGGGAACACCGAAGCUCAAGAUACUAUUGCUGUUAGGAAUCAACCACAAGCUCAGGAAAAUUCCGACGCAAUGUCUCAAGCUUCUGAUCGUGAACGGCGAUUUAUCCAGUUACCUGCCCGGUUUAAAUCCUACUGGAUGAAUUAA
This is a messenger RNA of Sabethes cyaneus, 4260 nucleotides long. RefSeq lists its product as uncharacterized. Lineage: Eukaryota; Metazoa; Arthropoda; Insecta; Diptera; Culicidae. The coding region runs from base 1 to 4260 and encodes 1419 amino acids. The record is from RefSeq and is a predicted model, not a curated record. Gene Ontology annotation, molecular function: nucleic acid binding. The transcript has a single exon. Gene Ontology annotation, biological process: DNA integration.